Syngnathoides biaculeatus (alligator pipefish) is the source of this 2093-nucleotide messenger RNA. It is a transcript of the gene nyx, whose product is annotated as nyctalopin. Lineage: Eukaryota; Metazoa; Chordata; Actinopteri; Syngnathiformes; Syngnathidae. The record is from RefSeq and is a predicted model, not a curated record. Gene Ontology annotation, cellular component: plasma membrane. Bases 234 to 1721 code for a protein of 495 amino acids. The transcript has 5 exons. Gene Ontology annotation, molecular function: protein binding.
GCUCCGUCAGUGUCCGCGUGUGCACGGACGUGCGUUACCAGAGUUGGAGGUGGAAAAUUCUGAAAACCGGAGUUGGGAAAUCGUCACUCAGGCCGGCAGCGGCCCGGCAAUUCCGCAAAGGGAUCUUUGGUUGCUGAUUGUUAUUAUUCCACGUGUGGAUGCACCCAUCGGGAAAGAUGGACAGUUUCCAAGCCGCGUUAAUCCUGACGUGUCCCAGAUGACGGACGACAGCAAUGACGGUCAUCGCUUUCACCGUGUCCGUGCUGUGCCUGUGCCUGGCGGCGCCGGCGGCGGCCCCGUCCCGCUGGGCUUGCGCCCGGGCCUGUCCGCGGUCCUGUUCCUGCACGCAAGAGAAGAGCUGCAGCGUGCUGUGCGACCGUUCCGGCCUGGCCGAGCUGCCCGCAGAGUUCCCCUGCGAGGCCUCGGCCAUCAACCUGGACAAGAACAGACUUAAGUUCCUGUCGGAAAAGGCCUUCGGGACCCUGCCGUCGCUCAAGUCCCUCUCGCUGGACCACAACAACAUCUCCUUCAUCACCCCCGGAGCCUUCAAGGGCCUCCCCAACCUGCUGGAACUGAAAAUGGCGCACAACGAGUACAUCAGCUACCUUCACACCAGGACCUUCACGGGCCUCAAGAAGCUGGCGCGCCUGGACCUGUCCGACUGCAACCUCUUCAACAUCCCGGACCGGAUCUUCAUCGAGCAGACGGCGCUCAAGGAGCUGCUCUGCUUCCAGAACAAGUUCCGCAGGAUCCCCGGCGCCAUCCGCGGCAUGGAGAACCUGACCCACAUCUACCUGGAGAGGAGCAAGAUCGAGGCGGUGGCCUACAACUCGCUGCUGGGGCUGGGCGGCCUCAAGUAUUUGAACCUGCAAGAGAACCGCAUCAACGUCAUCCACGACCAGGCCUUCCAGGACCUGGCGCGACUGGAGAACUUCUACCUGAACGACAACCUGCUGUCCGACCUGCCGCCGCUCGCCUUCAAGGGCCUGGCUCGCCUCAAGAUGCUCAACCUCGGCGGCAACCGGCUGAUCAAUAUCUCCGAGACCUGCUUCGGUGACCUGGCGGAGCUGGAGACCCUCUACCUGGACAGGAACCGGCUGCUGUACAUCGAGGAGGGAACCUUCCAGAACCUGACCAGCCUGAUCACGCUCCAUCUGAACAGCAACAACCUCAGCAGCCUCCCCCUCCCGGUGUUCCGGCCCAUUUACUUCCUGGGCCGCCUCUACCUCUUCAAGAACCCCUGGCACUGCGACUGCUCCCUGGAGUGGCUGAAGGACUGGAUGGAGAACUACAACCUGGUGCGGGACAUCCCCUGCUCCUCGCCGUCGUCCGUGGCGGGCCUGGAUCUGGGCGAGGUGGUCUUUGCCAAAGUCAACGGCACCUGCGCCGAUCCCGCCGAACUCAACCUGACCGCCGCGCCCUCGGAGGCGCCGUCCGCCGCGGAGAACCGCUUCAACAGCCUCAUCUCCAGGCUCCUGCAGCAGGAAGUCCGGGAAGACGCGGCCAACGGGACGGACGGCGCUCGCAACGGGACCCUCCCGGACGCCGACGACGGAGGGCUCGCCGCGGGGGUCGCGGGGCGACGGGGUCACGCGUGGCCGCCGGCUCUGUGUUUCCUCGCCGCUUGGCUGGUCUUUGGUUUUCCUCGGGCGGAAUGGUGGACUUUCCCGCUCGGGGAUGCGCGGAAUGUCCGCCGGGACGGCAAAAGGACCUUUCUAUAAAGACGUCGACGACGGAGGAAAAAGGAGCCGCCUCGGUUUUGAGGGUCAGCGUCGGCGAGUUGUGCGCGUGAGGGUCAGAGAUUGAAUUUAGGUUUCGCGUUUGACUUUUGGGUCGCGCUCUCGACUUCCCAAAUGAGUCGCGUCGCGUGCCGGAAUGGCUCUCUUCCGGUUCUCCUGAAUUCAAAGGACGGAAUAUUUGUGUAAUGUUUCAAGGUUAAAGGUUGAUGGCGGGAAAACGGAUGUCCUCCACUCUAGCAGGUUAUUUUUUUUUUUGGUCUCCUCUGCAUUAAUCUUCUUCUGGCUUUAGAGUAGCGGAGAGCGCGCUGGCGCCUCCUACGGACGGACAUCCGGCUUUCAGCACGCAGGCUGACC